AUGGAAGCUGAGGAAGCAAACAACGCAGGUGAGGACGAAGUAGGGGUACUAGGAGUCGAGGACGUCAUCCAACCCGUACCCAGCGACGUCCUCCUGUCGGUCGCCUGCCUGCUCUCCGUCCUCUUGACUCUCUUUGGCCUCGCCGCUGCUCUACAGACUCAUCUGGUCCGCAAGUUGCAGCUUGGCAUCUCAACGUCUCUUGUAGAAGUUCCAGUAAAAACGUCAGAGUCCCGAUCUGCUCCGCAGAUACCAUCUCAUCCACAUUCGUCCCGUAGCGUCCAAGAACUGCCCAUUGCUUUCCAAAUAUACCCCAAGGAGGUUUACAGAGGGAGUUCGAGGAUCUUUUGCGUUUUCAACGAUGGCGUGGACCGCGUCGGCCGGUCAAAUGUUGCUUUCACCAUUGAAACAUUCCCGUACCAUCUAUGCACAGACGCGCUGUACUGCUGCUGUGGCAUCGACGCCAGGAGUCUGACCCUCGUUCCCAGGUCCUCAGCAGCCACGGUGUUGAAAUUUCACGCAAUCAAGCUCCGGAAUCCUUCCAUUCGCAUCUGGGUAACGGCAGGUGGCGCUAGUGAGGCGAAUCAGGCUUUUUCGAGAAUCGUGACGGAUGCCGAAGCCAAGCGGCUCUUCGUGCGCCAAGCUGUAGACUGGCUUCUGUACUUUGGUUACGAUGGCCUCAACAUUCAGUGGAGUUUCCCAGAUCUUGAGCACAGAGAGAGCUUAACGGCCUUGAUGCAAUCCCUGAAGACAGCGUGUGGGCUCACCAGAAAGCUUCUGGCGCUCGCGGUUCCCGUCGACGAGACUAAACGUCGGGGCUUUGACGUGGAGGCACUCGCAGAAAUACUCGACGGCAACUCCAUUCUGAUGAUGCAGUCGACCCCUCUGGAACAUCUCUACAACCAGACGUUCUUCAUACAUACCCAAGAAGAGGUAGAGAAAUAUGCUCGAAUCGCACAAGCGAUUAACUCAACAACGAGCAAGGUUUGCUACGUGGUCUCCAUCGCUGAACCGUCUCUGUUCUUGACCAACCGCAGUCGGUGGAACAUCGGUGACGAGGCUAAGGGCCCCUGGAGGUCCAACCUCUCUUCCACGGCAGGUGUGUCGGCUUUCGAUGACGUGUGCAAGCAGCAUUGGAUUGUAUCGAAGAGGAUGCAGUAUGGUGUGUACUCGAGAAAAGGUGACCGCUGGGCGGGGUAUCUGACCAGGGACACUAUGCGAGAGUUUUUGAUGGACAUCACCAACGUGACUGGAGUACGGCGCUGUUUAGGUGUCGCCGAUCCCGAAUGGGAUGAUUUUUCGGGUGUCUGCGAUACUAGAAGCCCGUACCCGCUGACUCGCGUUGUGUUUGCAGUCGCAACGGGCAUUGAGAAGGCUCCUCGCCCGCCAGACGAAGAUGACAUCUGA
Ornithodoros turicata is the source of this 1404-nucleotide messenger RNA. Its product is annotated as chitinase-3-like protein 1. Lineage: Eukaryota; Metazoa; Arthropoda; Arachnida; Ixodida; Argasidae. Gene Ontology annotation, biological process: chitin catabolic process; carbohydrate metabolic process. Gene Ontology annotation, cellular component: extracellular region. The coding region runs from base 1 to 1404 and encodes 467 amino acids. Gene Ontology annotation, molecular function: chitinase activity; chitin binding. The transcript has a single exon. The record is from RefSeq and is a predicted model, not a curated record.